Cryptotermes secundus is the source of this 2760-nucleotide messenger RNA. Its product is annotated as intraflagellar transport protein 81 homolog. Gene Ontology annotation, molecular function: tubulin binding. Lineage: Eukaryota; Metazoa; Arthropoda; Insecta; Blattodea; Kalotermitidae. Bases 186 to 2210 code for a protein of 674 amino acids. Gene Ontology annotation, cellular component: cilium; intraciliary transport particle B; centrosome. Gene Ontology annotation, biological process: cilium assembly; intraciliary transport. The record is from RefSeq and is a predicted model, not a curated record. The transcript is spliced from 14 exons.
UAUUGCACGAAGAGGUCGUAACCGGUCGUAAUUGACAACAUUGACAACGACAAUGCUAGUUGUACUGACUGAUUCGGUCAUACCAUUUUUGUUAAUUGCGCAUGGAUUGAGGUAGAAGCAAAAAGUGAUUUGAUGCAAUAUGUGACUUAUUUCGUGGACAGCUGCAACUAAUUUUAUACACAACAAUGAGUGAACAGCUGAAGUACAUAGUGAAUAAGCUGAACAGGAGUCCGUUUAAUAAGAACUUUAACCUCAUCUCCUUUGAUGCACUAAGUCCUGAGCAGUUAAUUCAGAUUUUGACCGAUGUUCUUGCAGAGGUGGAUCCAAAUAAUAAAGUGGAUAUUCAUGAAGAAGAUCCAGAACAAACUACUGUCAGGAUACUCGAGAUGCUCAGAGUUCUUAAAUUUAAGCCUGGUCCAGAAAUAUCAGCGGCUGUGUUUCGCCAUGGUCUUAUCCAAGGGGAUAAACAUAUUGUCCAUCCAAUACUAGAAUGGCUGUUAAAGAAUAUGGAUGAUCUGAAAGUGAGGGCCUACUUGGCUCAAUAUUUGGUGAAAGUGGAAGUGCCAAUAGAGAUAUUAAGUGACACAGAUGUCUCUGCAUUAUAUGAACAGUAUGAGAAACUGAUUGAAGAUUUCAAAGUUGUCCACAAAGGUAGUGAGAUGUUAAGGAACAGUGGCUAUUCAACUUCAGAAUUAAGAUCUGACAUAGACACGAUGGAACGUGAGAAGGAUAUCGUUGUUAAAAGAAUCGAGCGUAUGCAGCAGAAGAUCGAGAAUAUUCACAAUAAGGAAGUGAUGCUCGAAGCUGCUCAUGCUCUGAGAUUGGAGCGCGAACGAGAGAAGUCCCUUGUGAAUCAGAAACAGGAACAGCAGAUGUCUCUGAACCACACAGAACAGCGAGUACAGAGGUUACAGCAACAGCUAAAGGAAAUAAGACAGGCGGCCAUAGGAGCAACACCAGAGGGAUUGUUACAACGUUUGGAAGAAGAAACAAAUGUAAACACUUACAUCGUGAAACAGAAACUUCCUAAAGAGAUAGAUGCUCGGCAUAAAGAAGUUGAAAUUCUUCAGUUCAUAUUGUCAGAACCAGCAAUGAGUAGAGGAGAUCUGGAUGCUCUAAACAGUAAGAUUCAGGCAGUGAAUAAUGAAGUGAACCAAUUGGUGGAACGCCAUCUGGCUGCAAAUAAUCCAACUGAUGAUAAGUUAGCACCAUUCCGACAGCAAGCUGCUAUCAUUGCCCGUAAGAAAGAAACAACAGCAGAACAGUUAACAGAACUCAAGAACAAAAUGGCAGCAAUAGAGGAAGAGCUUCAGGAGAAGAAAAAUCAACUGAAGGACUUUGCUGGUGAAACAGUGCUACGAGGAGAAGAGUUUAAACGUUAUGUGACAAAGCUGAGAGGCCGUAGCUCACUGUACAAAAGAAACAGAACUGAGCUGUCAGCACUCAAAGCUGAGGCUGGAGUACUGACUCGCACUACUGAAAUACUUCGUGCUCGAGAUGAGGCUAUUUUGCGAGGACUGGCAAUGGAAGAGGCUCAGCGAGGAGUGUCUGGGUUUCGAGUAGCAGAGGAACGUAUGGAGCAAGUUUCUGGAGAGAAGGCAAACAUUGACCAAAAGAAAGGGCAGACUCUGGAAGAAAUGUCUUCCCUUGUACUGGAGCUUACCCAGCGAAUUGCCACUAAGAAGGCUCAGCUAGCACCAAUUAUCAAAGAAUUGAGACCAUUGAGAGAGAAAUGCCAGGAACUAACUGCUGAGUAUGAACAGAAGAAGCGCGUCUAUGACACUACUGCAGCUGGUCUUGACAGUACUGCAGCAAAACUUGAGCAGGAAGUACAAAACCUGAAGGAGGAAAUACGAACUUCGGAAUCAAAGUAUCACUUGCUUCAGGCUGAAUCGGUGAUCAGUCAGGUGAAGUUGGAUCAGCUAGCAGAAGAAAUGCGAUUUUAUGUUGGCAGCACAGCAGGAUCUGAAAAAACUAAGUCUCUGCGGGACCAGUUAACUAAAAAAAUAAAUGAACAGGAGAAAUUAAGCCGCCAGCUGAAAGAAGAACAGCAUAUAGUUAAAGACAAUCAGGCUAAUCGUUCACAGCAAAUGAAACUGUGGACUGACCUUAAGAAGUUGUUAGAAUGCAAAAAGCAUUGUCUUGAAGAAGCAAGACAAUACUCUGGUACUGUUCACAAGGAGAAAGGAGCAGAGACAUUGGUCUUGUAACAGAUAUUACAUCACAUAACUGGAAGAUGCAUUACUGCACGACUGACAUAGUGCAAAAUUACUUUGUUAUUGAAACAGUGAACUGUUGAUUUUCCAGGGAAAUGGAGGAGAGAAAUGAAAAUAAUGGAGAAUCAGAAGACUAGAAAUACCCAUUAUCUGCACUGAAUUCAUUCUUGAAGAUCACUUAUUACUUUGAAAUAAUUCUUUAAACUUUCAUUCUGCCAGCUGUUUUCACAAAAUCCUGGAACUUGAUUACACUUAUAUUACACAUCACUCUUAAAACAAAUAUAUAUGGAGGGGGGGGGGAUCUCAAAGGUNACUUAAUUUUUUUUUGUCAAAACCAUGUGCUUUUGUUUUUCUGCCAUUCUUAUAACCAGAUACAGAGUAAACGUACAAAGGGCUAAAGAGCACUGUACUGGCUAAAUUAGAGAUAAAUAAAUAAAAAACAAAACUGCACCAUAUAAAGCUAAAUUAAAUAUUUAAAGCUAAGAAACACUCCAGCACUAAAAUCUUAAACUAAAUGUGAUGUCUAUGAGAACACAGUUCAGUA